GCUGUCUAUUCCUUGGCUCCGCACAACCUGGGUGAAAUCCUCUUCACCAAGCGUUUUGGUCCCAAUGCCAUCUCUGUAAGUUUGUCCCCGAUGGGCCGGUAUGUGAUGGUUGGCCUGGCCUCACGCAGAAUCCUGCUGCAUCCUUCCACAGAACACAUGGUGGCUCAGGUCUUCCGGCUGCAAAAACCACACGGAGGAGAGACGUCUAUGAGGCGUGUCUUUAACGUGCUGUACCCGAUGCCAGCUGACCAAAGGCGACACGUCAGCAUCAACUCAGCUCGGUGGCUGCCUGAGCCUGGACUGGGAUUAGCAUAUGGUACCAAUAAGGGAGACCUGGUGAUCUGCCGACCAGAGGCAUUUGACAAUGUAUGUGACCAGUUUUGGGAGCAAAUGAAUGAGGCUAUUCUACAGCAUAGCACUACUCGGAGCAGCGAGAGACCUGGGACCAGCCGGGCCACGUGGCGUUCAGAUCGCGAUUUGGGUCUGAUGAAUGCUAUUGGUCUCCAGCCGCGCAAUCCUAGCACCUCGGUGACAUCCCAGGGCACUCAGACCCCCGCCCCUCAGUUGCAGAAUGCAGAGACUCAGACAGAACGGGAGGUACCAGAGACUCGACCUGCUGUCUCAGAAGGCUCUAGUGCCGAGCAAGCAGCACAACCUGGCAGCUCCACCAGUGAGGUGGGAAAUAGAGUGGAGUCACAAGAAGGGAAUGUGGAGUCUACGGAGAACCCCGGAUCAGGCGAGGGACAGGAGGACGCUCUGAGCAGAAUCCAGCGACUUAUGGCAGAAGGAGGGAUGACCGCAGUGGUUCAGAGGGAGCAGAGCACAACCAUGGCAUCGAUGGGGGGAUUCGGCAACAACAUCAUCGUGAGCCACCGAAUCCACCGCAGCUCCCAGACGGCAACAGAUUCUGCCUCGCGCGCCUCCACCCCGCACUCUGCACAACCCUCCACAUCUAGAGAGACCGUAGCAGAACUGGAAAGGCGCCUUUCUCCACUUCAGCCAAGCCGUUCCAUACUGCCAGAGCCAGUGCCGUUGACCAAUAACAACGGUGACCUUAAUGCGCGGCCUCCGAACAGCGGCAACUUUCCAGGCGUGGAGAGGUAG
Molecule: messenger RNA, 1104 nt
Organism: Staurois parvus
Lineage: Eukaryota; Metazoa; Chordata; Amphibia; Anura; Ranidae
Source: the annotation of a GenBank genome assembly